UUUCGCUCGCUGAUUCAUCGUUUUCAUCGUGUAUGUGCAGGCGUACGCCAGGAGUUGCAAUCAUAUUGCAACCAUUUUGCAAUCCUUGCGAUACCGCAGUUGCGGUUGGAGCGUCGGUGUGUAGCGGCUGCACGGUGUUCCAGUACAUGUGCGGCGGAAAUGUGUGGAUGUGCUGCCUGCUUUUUGUCGACAUGGAUACGAUCACCUGAACAUCAGUCUUGAGCUACAAUCCUUGUUUGAUCGUAUGCAUAUGUUCUGCCUCAUCCUCAUCAGCUCUCUUGGACUGGCGGGCUCCUGGACAUUUUCGCACCGGCUUUCAUGGCUCACGUUUGAGCAAACGUCCCAUUUUCGUACACUGAAGACAACGCACUACGGACCCCUUCUCAUUGCUGACUAGCUGAUGACAUGGAACCUCCAUCUACUCGGGUCCCUGGCAUGGAAAGUGCAAUCCAUACCCUGGAUUCUGCGCGACUGUUGCUCGUGGUAGAAAGGUUGCGUGACCAACUUAAAUCCGGUGGCGUGGACCUUCAAGAGCCCUGCAGUGACGUCCCUGGAAAGACGAAGUGCUGGUUGAGGCUACACUUGCCUGUUCUGAACGAAGUCCUCUGGAAAGUCUCCAUGCAGGUCGUGGAACAUGCACCCGGCGCGUUGACACUUUCCCACGUUGAACGCACCGAUAUCUACACGGAGCGUACGGGCACAUCCUUCAUGAACGGCGCCAUCCUGUUGUGCAGUUUGGUGGAGCGUCACAUGUGCAUCAAGCGACUUCUUCUGAACGCCAUGGCUUUUCCGCUGUGGUACUUUCCUUCAAUGCUCGGCAGCGCACUGCGUGCCAACCGAAGUAUCCUAGAGGUUGAAGAAGACCCAGUCGACAUGGUGAGGUCAGGGCACGAAAUGCGCCAAUGCAGGGCUCUGUCCUGCGCUCUUGGCAAUCUGGCGUCUAGGCUAAAAUACUUGAGUAUCACGUCGCUGAAGCUUGACCGCAUCUCAGCAGAGGACAUCGCCAUAGGAAUUACGAAGAGCAAACUGAGGCGCCUACAUCUCUGCAACGAAAUGUCGGCAAGUAUGACACGGAAACUGUUGUCCGCCGUCAGCUCCUGUCAAAGCCUCACCUCUCUCGAGUUUGCCGGUUUUAGGCAGUUCUCACGGUCCAGCGCGAUCGCGCUUGCGAGUGCACUGAAGUUGAACAAGACGCUACGGAAACUGAGGGUGCGCUACUUGGCAGAUGAUGUGCCCGGUAUCAUCCUCGCAUCGCUCAAGAGCAACGAAGUACUAGAAGAGUUGUCACUCGACUAUUCGGUCGACCACUCACGUUCAACGCUGUGGGACGGUCUUCAAGCACUGCGUGAGAACAGGGUGCUGAAACGCCUCGAAAUAACGUACGCCUACUUUACGAGCAGCUGCGCAAUAGUUCUAGCUGAAGUUCUGCGUCAAAACAAUGUAAUCGAAGAGAUCUCGCUGUCAACGAAUUUCAUCAGGGAUGUUGGGGCACGAGCGUUGGCUCAGACCCUUCAGGAGAGUUCUUCUUUAAAGCAUCUUGACGUCUCCAAGUGCCGACUGACCUGCAACGUCGUCUCGAAGUUUGUAGAAGCGGUUUCUCGAAAUAGCGCAAUCGAGUGCGUGCGCCUCGGACAUGUCGACAUUCCCGAAGACUGGGCACCAACGUUGCCUGUCACAGAAGAUGUGUCCUCUCGCUUGCAGGUCUCCUGGAACACCCGAGCGCUUGAGCAGUGGGCGGCGUGUGGGGCUUUCCGCUUCCCCAGAGCGUGUCUUCGCUGGUCGAAAGAUGCUAAUUGCUGUGGCAUUGUGCAGUGGCUUGCCGCGGCUCGAGUGAAUAGUGCAUUGCUUGUGGAACUGGUCAUAGAAUGUCCUUUCCGUGUGGAUGCCGAAAGCACCGAUGCGGUCGUCUCUUUUAUAAAAACAACACCUUCCCUCAAAAAGCUUAUCAUGCGUCCCUCCAAGGAUAACUAUAUCUUUUCAACUGCGAUUUUAAACAGUCUAGCGCGCAAUAAGAGUGUCUGUGAGGCCGAAUUUCACCAGACUCUCCGCGCCCACCUGGACGUCAAGGCUCUUGAAGCGCUGCUGCUCGCCAACCGAACCUUACAUCGUCUCAAAUUCAGGUACGAUAGUCUUCCCAGCAAGGCUCCCGCUAUGUUGGCCCGUGCUCUGGGUGAUAACUUCGUGUUCCUGACGCUGGAAUUCGAAGACCAGAAUGCGCAGAACGACAUGUACGGGGUAGUGAGCGCCCUCAACAGGAAUCGAUCUCUUCUGAACAGAGCAGUCGAAUGCGUUUUGGACGCUGCUAGGGACGAGCACUCGACACGAGCCCUUCGUCUUCUCUCUACCACCGACUCGCUUCUGGACGCUGUCAGCAUGGCUUCGGGAAAGGUGCGUGAUGAGUGCCGAUGUUUGGUGCUCGAGGCAGUGCGUAGCCUUGAGUGUCAACGUUUGGAAGAUAUAGUCAGCACAGAGAAGAUGAAACUGUGCGAGAGGACACAACAAUAAUAGAUUCAAGAAUAGUCUUAUUAGAGAAAUGACUGUGAUAAUGAAGGCUAGCUAGGAAUCAAGGUAUAUUUUUGCAGUGCGUGUUCACAGAGACAGAUGGUGACUCCGCAGGCAAGGCGCGGGGUUCCAGUGAGCAUUCUUUAUUUAUAUGUAAAACGCGACCUAGUUGCAUUUUUCAGGCCACUGAGUAAGCCAUGCAUAAAAAAGCGCGAGGUGCCUUGGAAGAAAUGUGGAACAAACACGAAUAUGUAAUAUACGCAGAUUAUGUACACAGCUAGCAAAAACGUCAUAGUUAUAAAACAUUAAAGCUUGAAACAAAACCACUACACCCUCACUGGUUCCCUUAGCGUGGUUAGACUGCACAGUUUAUCAAACUGUUUUAUUAUGAGCAACAGGGGCGU
Rhipicephalus sanguineus (brown dog tick) is the source of this 2906-nucleotide messenger RNA. RefSeq lists its product as uncharacterized. Lineage: Eukaryota; Metazoa; Arthropoda; Arachnida; Ixodida; Ixodidae. The record is from RefSeq and is a predicted model, not a curated record. The transcript has 3 exons. The coding region runs from base 406 to 2505 and encodes 699 amino acids.